Molecule: messenger RNA, 981 nt
Organism: Laccaria bicolor S238N-H82
Lineage: Eukaryota; Fungi; Basidiomycota; Agaricomycetes; Agaricales; Hydnangiaceae
Exons: 3
Coding region: 1-981 (326 amino acids)
Source: RefSeq, a predicted model, not a curated record
AUGUCCCCCUCCUCCUCCCCAUCCUCCACCACCUCCGCCUCUGCUUCCUCCUCCUCCUCCUCCAAACCAUACGACGCCUCACCAAAAAGUGACUCCCGAACUCUAAUAACCAUAACCAUCCUCUCCAUCGCAGCCUUCCUUCUAAUAGGGUACAUCAUCUACCUAACACUACGGCUUAAGCGCCGUCAACAGGCAAACUCGACGGGCGCGGGUGGAGGCAGCUAUGGGCCGUAUCAUGGCUCUCCGGCGGAUGGGAGUCAUCUUGCUUCGAAGAUAUCGCCGUUUGCUUCGGAGAGUACGCGUCCUGGGGGGGUGGUUCCGAGGUUUCAACACACACCAGGCUCCGACAUGCGUAUCGCCGUUCGACGCCCAGACGGCGCAUGGCACUUCACAGACUCCAGAACACCCUUCACGCCUUCCGGCGUAUCAGACAUCGACGUCCUACCUUCCCCUUCUUCAUCAACGUCGUAUCUGCCUUGGGGUUCUCGGGCGGAUAUACCUUCUCCCUCUUCCUCCACUUCAUUCUUACCUUGGAGUUCACGGACGAACGUGUCGAAGAAAGAGAUGGAAGUGAAAGCUAUGGCGAGGAAGGGAGUGGGGAGGGGGGAGUUUGAUGUGGGUAGUGUGGAUUUGGUGCCUCCGCCGCCAGCGUAUACUCAUGAGGAUGGGAAUGAGUCGUGUCGUGGACGAUUCAAUUCAAUUCUUCGCAAGUACUACUUCCGCGAAUUCAACUUGAAGCACCCUGCAGGCCCUUUUCAUAUCCGUACCCGCGACAACGUUUUUGCAACAUGCAAUUGUGUCAAUGGCUGUUCGUUGAAUAACGUUCUGUCCUCUGACAAUCUACUAGUAGUAUACAAUGUACAUCUACUUACAUCUCUCUACAUCUACAUCGAUAUCAUCGAUAUCAAAGUUAACGUUAACGUUGUUGAACUUGCGCAAUGCGUUUGCCAUGCACCCGCAACUUCGGGUGUUAUCAGAUAG